This is a messenger RNA of Cooperia oncophora, 432 nucleotides long. NCBI's taxonomy places the organism in Eukaryota, Metazoa, Nematoda, Chromadorea, Rhabditida, Trichostrongylidae. The record is from the annotation of a GenBank genome assembly.
GUAAUAUCGCGACUUGAUUCGGAUAGCACCAUCGCUGUAUUGAGAUUCAACAUCACCAGGGUUCUUACACCACUUCAUGGUCACUUUCGUGUCACGUGGUGGGACACAGAAAAAUUGGAAUGGUCCACUGAAAACCAAUGUGAAACCAGCACCGAAGGGGAUGUGAUAGUCGCUAAAUGCCAGCAUCUGACGGAUUUCACACUCAUCGUUGAUGCCGCUCUCAACGAUCCGAAUGUCUGCGAAACAGCCCUCAUAGAUCUGGGUUAUGCGGUAAACUGUCUCUCAAUAGUUUCACUUGCAUUCUUGAUGCUAAUGGGCUUAUGCGCAUACUGGCCGAACUUGCGUGACAGUCAGGUACUUGGUGUACUAACAGGAUACGCCGUGCCAAGCCGUGAUUUCGUCAGCCUUAUACAUAAACUCAGCUUAUUACUA